Athene cunicularia (burrowing owl) is the source of this 7592-nucleotide messenger RNA. It is a transcript of the gene RO60, whose product is annotated as TROVE domain family member 2. Gene Ontology annotation, cellular component: ribonucleoprotein complex. Gene Ontology annotation, molecular function: RNA binding. The transcript is spliced from 8 exons. Bases 18 to 1631 code for a protein of 537 amino acids. The record is from RefSeq and is a predicted model, not a curated record. NCBI's taxonomy places the organism in Eukaryota, Metazoa, Chordata, Aves, Strigiformes, Strigidae.
UCUUGGAAGUGUAAACAAUGGAGGAGGAAAACCAAGUGCAACUCCUGAAUGAAAAGCAGGUGCCGAACUCUGAAAAUGGUUAUGUGUGGCAUGUCACCGAUAUGAAUCGACUGCAACGUUUCUUGUGUUUUGGUUCAGAAGGUGGUACUUAUUGCAUCAAGGAGCAGAAGCUGGGCUUUGAAAAUGCAGAAGCUUUAGUAAGACUAAUUGAAGAGGGCAGAGGUUGUGAAGUUGUUCAAGAAAUAAAAACAUUUAGUCAAGAAGGCAGAGCAGCAAAACAGGAGCCCCUGCUUUUUGCUCUUGCAAUUUGCUCACAGUGUUCUGAUGCAAAAACAAAACAAGCAGCAUUUAAAGCUGUUUCUGAGGUGUGUUGCAUACCAACCCAUCUCUUUACUUUCAUCCAAUUCAAGAAAGAUCUGAAAGAGGGCAUGAAAUGUGGCAUGUGGGGCCGUGCACUGAGGAAAGCUGUUGCAGAUUGGUACAAUGGAAAGAAUGGCAUGGCUGUUGCUUCAGCAGUUACAAAAUAUAAACAACAAAGUGGUUGGUCUCAUAAAGAUCUUCUGAGGCUGUCCCACCUAAAACCUGCCACUGAAGGAAUUGCUAUAGUCACUAAAUAUAUCACCAAAGGGUGGAAAGAUGUCCAAGAGUCUUAUAAAGACAAAGCAGUUUCUGCUGAGACUGAAAAACUCUUAAAGUAUCUGGAAGCUGUGGAGAAGGUAAAACGCACAAAAGAUGAAUUGGAAGUUACUCAUUUAAUAGAGGAAUAUGGCCUAGUUAGAGAGCAUCUCCUGACCAACCAUCUAAAAUCUAAAGAGGUUUGGAAGGCAUUGCUGAAGGAGAUGUCCAUUUCUGUAUUGUUGAGAAAUUUGGGAAAGCUGACAGCAAAUUCAGUGCUUGAACCUCGAGGUUCAGAAGUGGCAAUAGUAUGUGAAAGACUGAGAAAUGAGAAACUGCUAAAAAAGGGUAGAAUACAUCCAUUCCAUAUUUUGGUGGCAUUAGAAACUUAUAAAGCUGGACAUGGAAGCAGAGGGAAGCUUUGGUGGCGUCCUGAUGAAGACAUUUUAGAAGCUUUAGAUGCCUCAUUUUACAAAACUUUCAAGACAGUUGAACCAACAGGAAAACGCUUCUUACUUGCAGUUGAUGUCAGUGCAUCAAUGACACAAAAAGUUUUGGGCAGCAUGCUCAAUGCUAGCACGGUUGCAGCAGCAAUGUGUAUGGUUGUAGCACGUACUGAGAAGGAUUCCCAUACUGUUGCCUUUUCACAUGAAAUCGUCCCUUGCCCAGUGACAGCUGAUAUGACGUUACCUCAAGUAUUAGUGAAAAUGUAUGAAAUUCCAAUGGGUACCACUGAUUGUUCCCUUCCAAUGAUAUGGGCUCAAAAAACUCAGACAGCUGCUGAUGUCUUCAUUGUAUUUACUGAUAAUGAGACCUUUGCUGGAAAUACUCAUCCUGCAACAGCUCUUAGAGAGUACAGAGAGAAAAUGGGUAUUCCUGCUAAAUUGAUUGUAUGCGGAAUGACCUCAAAUGGUUUUACAAUUGCAGAUCCAGAUGACAGAGGCAUGUUGGAUAUAUGUGGCUUUGAUACAGGAGCUUUGGAUGUUAUUCGAAACUUUACUUUGGAUUUGAUUUAAUCUUCUAGGCAUUUGCUCUUCCCAGUGAGUCCAUUGCUGGCAGCAGACUUCACCCUGGGAACUCCCAGCCAAAUACACUUUAUUAUAAUAUGGCACAUUAUAUACAUAUCAGAUUAUUACCUUUUUGUGAAGGGAAAACAAGAAAAGCAGAUGAGAAAUCUCUUUUCUCUUUUUUUCCUGAUGCGCAAAAUUUAAAAUAACAGUGGGAAGUUUGCUAAAAGUAGCUACAGGGUUACACAAUACAUAAUUUAAUUUCAUUUAUAAUAGAUUAUAAAUACUGAGAGAUUUUUAAUUUCCCCCUCCCACCCCGCCACCCCACUCUGUUGCUGUGGCGUGCUUGUUUGCAGGAAUAAAUUGAUUAAUUACUCUUAGGAUGGGAGAGAAAAAAAAAAGUGGGUUUAGUGUUUUUAUUAAUGUCAGUUUAACAGCAACUUUGUUGAGAGGGAUUUUUCUUUGGUCUUUUAAAAAUACUUGUAUUUUAAACAAAUUACUAAGGUUCAGCAGUUUCCAUUGUUACACUUCAAAUCUACAGAAGAAAUAUUUUCUGGCACAUGUAGGGCCAUGUGACUGGUGCAGGAAAAAAGUUACCCAGUGAAAUUUUAUACUAAUAAAACUGAAAGUGGAAGAGCUCAUGUUAAUCUCUUUGUAUCUAGAUCUUAUCUGGGUUUUCAGGAUUGUAAUCCUCUUUAGGUAAAUUGAGGGGCAAUUUCUGUGUGAUGCAGAUUUGGAAGCACUAUUUUAAAAUUAGUAGACUUUACAGGAAGUACUAAAACCUGUUUUCAGUAGAAAAGGACCUUGGAAAUGGCUGAGAAUCCACAUUCAGUCCACGUUAUAACUUCAGGAAGUAUCAGCACCCUUUUAGUGAGGAAUAUCAGCAAAUGCAUGUGUCUUGGCUGCCCUUGAAAGCUGAGGGGUGAGAACCAGAAACAAAAAGCUACAUUUUCUUCACAGAAACAAAAAGCUACAUUUUCUUCAAAAGAAUGUAUACAAUGAUACAGAAACAAUCUUCCUAACAGGAGAGUAUUUAAUUUUUUAAAAUCUUUUUGUAGAUUAAUGUUACUUCUGAUUUCAUAAAUUAAUCCAAGCUAACAUUUUUCAAAACUACCUCCGGUUUAUAGUGACCAAUGCUUAAAAGUUUUAUGAUAUGUACAGUUGCCUCCUUCAUGUUAUCAAAAUCUUGUUUAGGAAGAGAUUGAAACUGGAUUUUUUAAAAUUUUUUUUUUAGUCCGAUAGUAAGAGUGUGAGUAAAUAAGGAGAAAGUUAGUGAAUAUCAUCACUUUGGAAUGGGAAUUGAUAGCAAUUAAUGUGUAUAUUCUGUGUAUUUAAUUCUCUGUGUGUAUGUGUGUAUAGGGGGGAAGUUAAAAGAUCUCUUUAGUCAAUCACAAUCUUAGAAGAUGAGAAAGGGAUUUUUAGUGAUGCUUUUACAAUUUACCCUACGAUGUAUGUAUGUAAGCCUCUUUUAUGCUAAUUCUGGCUGUUUGAAACAGUGAAUUUGAUGUUAACUUGAAAAUAAUUACGAUUUAUAAAAAUAACGCAGUUGUGGUAAAUUACAUGUAAGACCAUAUUUUUCUGCCUAAACCCCAAGCUUUUAAAUGUAAAAUUCAAGUUCAUAUACUUUUGAUACUUGUAACCCUUUUCAUUAUGCCUCGUACAUUACAUAUUGAUUAUAAAUUCAAAGCUCAUAUACUGUAGGAUGGAUAUCUCUUUUGGUGCUAAAAUGUGAGGUUACAUGUUACUGAAGGUAUUCUGCUACAUACUCAUACUGUACCUUAAUGAAUAAAUCAAAACAGUGAGGGAAGCCUUUUCUGACACUAAAACCCUGGCUUAAAGAACUGCUGGUAGGAAUGAUACCUUUCAGUGGACAUAAAUGUAUUUACUUCUGAAUUAUCACUGCUCUUAUGAUAUAGCUCUGAUGGAAUGCUUGAAGAAUACAGGACUGCCACCAGCUUGUCAGGUGACCUAGAAAAAACAAGUGUUCCUACAAAAGCUGAGACAUAGCACUUUGAGUUUGAAAAAGAAAAUUAGCCAUUUCUUAUGAAAAUUUUCUUGCCACUUUUAGUCUGCUUUCUAAAGAAACACCAUGAAUAUGGAGAGUAAACUCAUUUGCUCAAUACAUGUUAAUAAUUACUUCAAGUAAAUGCACUGAUGUUUUGGGGUUGGUUUGGUAGUAAUGUGUUUUAAAUUACACAGUAGUCAAACAUCUGAUUAGGUGUUUCCUGCUAAGCUAGAGAUGUUGAAAAUAACUGAUAGUUAAGUAUCUUUUGCAAGUACUUUUUCUUAUUUGGAGUAGUAUUUGUGAAGUAAUAGGAAAUAUUUUCAACUAAAUAUAAAAUGAAAACUUAAACAGGUAUUUCAAGUAACUUUGUGCAGUCAAUUGCCCAAAUUUACUGCAAGUAAAAGAUUAGACUAGUUACUAACAAAUUGAAUGAACAGUUAUAGUAGUGUUGCAUCUUUGAAAGCAGUCCAGUUUGAAAUAUAAUUCCUUGAACUAGAGUGUAAGUGAAGAUGAAUUUUUCAUUAGAACUUAUAGAAAAAGUAGCACCCUGUAUCUAUUGACACUGGAUAGCUAUGCACCAUUUUUAAGAUAGUCCUCCAUGCUGGAGUACAUAGUAUGAUCCUAAACAUUUACCAUAUCUCUGUACUAAAAAAUCUUGUUAGAAAUAGAAUAUUCUAAGUGGUUUGGUUAUCCGAUGUAAAACUAGGACCAAUGAGAUCAUGUUGUCAUCUGUUCCUCUAAGAUUUUUCACAGAGAGGAGAAACUGAAGUAAAUGCUGACAGCUUAACUUUUUUAGUGCGUUGACCUUUGUUUCUACCAUUUUCUGUUUGGUUUUGUUGUUAUCUUAGAGUAAGGGGCAUAGAAGAAUGAUGUUGCAUAUUUGUUUUCCUUAGACUUUUUUUUUUUUAUCUGCCCAUAUACUGAAUUUUAGGAGACAGCAUUACUCAUUUGCUAUAACAUAAAUUUGUCCUGAUUUUAGUUAUUAAACUGAUAAUUUCCAAAAUGAUAUCUAAACUUGUAAAGAGGCAAUCAUUGCUCUAAUGUUUAAAAAAAAAAAAGUGAGCUAAGACAAAGUUGCUAAGCUUAAGCAUUAGUUCAGUAUACAAUGAAUAACCUACCCUUUCCCAAAGAGGACACACUGACUCUUUCAAGUUAAUAGUGUUUACAUUGGAGGAACACUUUGACCAACAAAACAAAAAUGGAACUAGAACUGUGCACUGCAGUUUACCAGUAAAAAUUGAACAGGGACAAGUUUAAAGAUAAUGUUAUUCAAAACAUGAAUUAAAAUAAAGUCUAAAUGCAGAGUUCAGCUGUAGACUGGGUGAAUACAGGUUUCCUGAUAACCUAACAGAACUAAUAGGCUUUCAGUUUGGCUACCAUUUCACUGUGACCCCCUUAACAGUACUUAAAUAAUAGACUAUUAUGUGUAAGACUAUAAUGUUCAGGCACUUUAGCUUUGAGGAAGAAGAAAAGGAUGUAAUGGAAGCACAGCAGAGCUAAAACACUCUUCUGUAACUAAGGGCUGUAAAGAAUGAACAUCAGAGAUCAGGUUUCUUGAUGGAAGGGAUACCAUAAAGAAUGUGGAGAGAGUGGAAGGCACUCAAGAUUUCUUCGAAAUCAUGCAAUACAUACGUUAGUGUUGUGUAAUAAAUUGAAUAAAGACAGUAAUAAUUUUGCCAAGAAACAGGAUUUCGUGUCAGGAAUUUUAAGCCUAUAGUGAGAAAGAGGAGAGUUUGGGAUGCUUGUAGAAUUAGAUUACAGGGAAAAUAUGGGGUCUUUACCUACAAUCCUAUACGUUUAAAAAUAUAAGCCUAAAAGUAGGUGUAGAUCUGCAGUCAGCAGGGCAACCCUAAGUGCCCACUAUGUGAGGGCACUAAUAACUGGCCCUAAAAUAUCUCGCUGCUUAAAACCACUGUUAAACCUGUUUGUUAAACAUAAAUCACUAGGGAGGUUGUGUUCUUUUUCACUGUUGUUUAGUUGAGGUCCAUAAAUGGGUAUGGCUGUAAAAAGGCUGUUCAACCAAGUAUAUAUUCACCAGCAGUUUUGGAAAUGUAUUUUAAUAAUGGCUCUAUCUGUAAAAACACUAGGAAAAUAUUUUUCUCUGUUGCAAAAUGCUGUGCUGCUUAAUCACGUAUCUGACUCGUAGCCACCAUACCAGAAGCAUUAGUAUUGGUUCCUUUUUUUUUUUUACUCUUGUAUUACUGUUUUGCUUUGCCCUUCCUUUCCUCUGUUAAUGCUGGCUUUUUUUCUCUCCUUUCCCAUCUCCUUCUUACCUCAGGCCUAUACUUGAAUCUCUUUUCACUUCAUCUCUUUUCAGCUCUCGUCCAUUUAUUUCUUUUUAUUCUGUUCUUUGGCCACCUUGCUGUCCUUGAGCAUGAUAGCUUAGCUAAAUAACUUAUACCAGAACUGAUGUCAUAGUAUUUAUCUUAAUUUUAAAAACUGGAUAAUUCUUUUUCUUUUCAUUAUAUAAAUCUCUUAUAAAACAUUUAAUCUGCUAUAUCUAUCAGAUUUUGGUAAAACUCUGUGUACACAUGACUGACAAAAGUAUACUUUGUUUACUUACAAAAGUCCAACAUCUGCCUGUGAAUGGCUUUAUCUUUAUAAAGUAACUGCUUAAAAUUGGCUUUUCAAAUUUAAAGCUUUUUUCUAAAUUAGUUCAGUGGGUUGGAGCUUUCCAUUCUGUUAAAUAUUAUCAAGCUGCUGUUAAUUCUGGAUGGACAGCUUCUCUGCAGUAUUGAUUAGCAAAAUAUCUUCAAAUAAUAGUAUGUAGAAGUAAACCUAAGCAAAGAAUCAUUUGUUUUGCUUGUGCUUUGAAAUUUUUUUAAGUGUUCCAUCAGUUUAUAGGUUUAUUUUGCUAUUUGCAGUGGUUCAGCACAGACAAAUAUGCUGUAUAAGUAAGCUGUUUUAAUGAUUUUACUGCUGGAAUGGUAGAGAUUUCAUCUUACCAUGAUACAGUAUGGUGUACAACAUUGCUGAGCAAAGGUUAUGGGGGAAAGGUAAAACACUAGGACACUGUAUUACAUAUGCGCUGCUCUGAGAAGUAAGAUUUAAGAUGACCUAAUUUCAGCAGAAGGUAUGGUGUCUUUAACUGUGCUUACAUUUAGAUUUAUAAUUUUGAUACUGUAAAGCAUGGUUUUGGUAUUUCUGCAUUCUGAAUUUAAGUUUAUAUAUAUAUAUUUGCAUAUAUAUAUGUGGUAUGAGAACUUUUACAAAUGCUUCAUUAACAAUGUUUUCCUAAUGUUACCAGCUUCUUAGAGUUAAGCACAACUAGUCACAAAUAAAAUGUCUUUUCUAUUACAUUCUUGUAUAAAAGUGCAGUUCUACUCUUUAAAAAUGAUUCUGUAUAAAGAAGCAACAGAUGGGCACAUUCACAGUUCUACCCACUUAGUUAACUAACUUGAUGUUUGUUUCCAGCUUCUCCUGCUUUUAGGAUUUAAGCUGAGUGAGCAGGUACAUCUUAAAUCUAAGUACAAGAUCUUUUUGCUGAUACUUCUUAACAUUCAGAUUCCAGGACAAGCAUUAUUUUUAAGAGAAACAGCUUUGUCCUGGAGACAAUGCUAAGCAAAAAAUAUGGAAAUUUUUAAUGACUAUUUUUUGAGUCUUUUUUUUUUUUUUUUUUUCUAGAGUAGAACCACACUUUAACCGCCAUAUCAUGUUUAAAUAACUUAAACAUAACAUGGCUUUGUGCCAUCCAGUAAUGAAGGCACAUCUUGCUGCUACUUUCUAAGAAAAUUAAUGAGAAACUAUUUGGAUGGGGAGCCUUAAGAUGAAAAAAAAGAAGCAUAAUUAACCCUUUGAGUGCCUUAAGACUAUCUUUAAUAAAUGGGCACUCACUUGAAUCUGCAGGCACACAGCAUGUUUUCUCAACAGUUGGAAUAGAGCAGUGCUUUAAGUGACAAUGCCCUGGGACUUCAGAAACAUAGAACUCAAAGGGUUAUUUUAGACUACUGUUUUGGGACUUUUUU